This is a messenger RNA of Acanthoscelides obtectus, 8041 nucleotides long. NCBI's taxonomy places the organism in Eukaryota, Metazoa, Arthropoda, Insecta, Coleoptera, Chrysomelidae. The record is from the annotation of a GenBank genome assembly.
AUUGGGUCGGUAAUAUGAAAUCUUAAUGUUGUCUAUUGUUCCAGGUACCCCAUCCACAUCAAGCCACCAAGCAGGCACAGCGGUCAAAUAUCCGUUACUAGUCAUCAGGAUGAUAGGGAAAUGAUCCGGCGGCACGUUGCGGACGAUGUCGGUUCCGGUUCCGGGACCCACCACCGAGGGCUGAGCGACUCGCCGGCAUCGGUGCGACGACCUUUACCCCCACCCUUACCACCACCGUCUUCAUUGCUACCAUCCAAUAUGGACGCUACUGUCGUUUCAACUGAUACGAUUUGCCCUGUGCUGGUCACAUCGGCCACUGUAGAGGGCAGCCCACCUUCCACCACCUGUACAACCCGCGAUCGGAAGUCCGCUCGCAUCUCAGAAGAUGGCUCUAACCGAUGGCGGACUGGAGGAAGACGAAGCGGGUUGAUAGACGAAGAAGUUGCUGUCAUACUCAAAAGUGAUAUCUGUGAUUGUUCUCAUUGUGAAGAAGACUGCCGCAUUCGCAUCUUUACUAGUUAUCUUAAUCUAAUCCUAGGAUGUAUAUUGAAAAUAUUUAUGUGCCUAUGUAAAAGUAAUCGGUCAAUUUUGAGUAGGAGAUACUCGAGUACAGGUCACGCCACUUUACUUCUUGCCGCUCUGUUGCUGUCAACGACGCGAGUUCACGGGUUUGCCAACGAGUUUGACAAGACGGAACAAUUCUUGGAUAAAAUUAACCUGGAACAGAGCAUCGCGGCUGUCUUUAACAAGGUAGCCUACGGUAGUACCACCAAACGAUCCAUACCGGAUAACGCGUAUCCGGUGACAACGCUGGCAACGCCGCUUUUGACUACCUACCGAUAUUCGGACGGCAACGAUGAAUGGCUGAGGGUGGAUCUGAAAAACGACGAGACGAAUAGAGAAAAUGCGAGGGUGAACGUGGAUUUUGAACAGCCCGAGUUUGAAAGUGAGAAUAAUAGAAGGGACUUGGAUAGCGGGUACGGUGCAGACUUGGAAAAGGAUCAUGCUCUGCCCACUUCGGCCCCCGCAGCGGAUAUACUCAAAAAUAACAACAACAAGAACUACAACAACCCCAAUAGGUAUAACAAUGAUCGGUUAAAGCCUGAUUUUAGUGGUAACAACCCGGAACACGUUACUGAGACCGUUUACAAGACAACCACAUCGUAUAACCUUCUUAGGAACAUACGACCGACGAAGUCGAUGUACGGCAAAGAACCUCCGAGUUACGUACCUCCCAGCAGGGCUUUAUUCACCCCUCCUCUACCGCCUGAGUACCAAAACCCUUUCGCGGACAAACCGACAUUGAGAGGUACGAAUUCCGAUGGAUUCGCUAACCGAAGGCCUAUACCACCACCUAGCUUGAUGCCUGCCAAAAACCUAAUUCCUUAUAGACCAGAUUUGCCUAAAGUCAACAUUGAGAAAAUACCAGAAAAGCCUAAUGAUCAACAUCGCACUCCGAAUCCGGCGCAUACACACCAAGACGGCAAAACGGAGAAGAAAAAAUCUCUGAACACACCAUCGCAGAACGCCAGAGCCGGAGAGUUCUAUGGAUUGAAUAGAAAUGUUAACGAGAGUAAUUUCGAGUAUGAAAAGACGUACGUACCGUCAAUUACUCGCAUAUUGAGCGGUUCUAACGGCAGGCAUGACGAUAUCCCGGAUAUAUUGCUGAGAACUGUAACUGCAACGCCAAAUGUCCAGCAACGAUUCGAACCAAAAGUCCCAAAAGUCAGGACUCCGGCUGCUGAGCCGAGUUUGAAAAAGCAAGAACCCGAGGAAAUCAAACCGAAAUUAGAGAUUCCAAAAAACGAGAAUGGCAACAAGAAGGAGGUAAUGCAAGAGCCGCGUCCCCCUGAUAGAACUGAAAGGGUAACUGUCAAAAAAGAUAAUUCGAUUUCGGAUAAGAAAAAUGGUGUCGAGGAUGUAACCACGCAAAUUUCGGACGUAUUGAAUCUGCCUAACGUGAAAGAAAAAGAUAUGAACAAGGAAAUAAACGUAACAAUGGCCAAGUCUGACGAGAUAUGGCUUAUCUGUUGGAACGUACACGUGUAUCUGGUGGUGUUCGGUUAUAUUCUCCUAGCUGUAUUCUCGAUCUAUAAAUUAAUUAGAUAUGAAAAUGACCCGCAUAUGUUCUCAAAGAGUUACUUCCUCACAAUUCAUUUGAUGCUGACUGUGAUCUGUAUACUGCGUAUAUUUUACCUCAUUUACGAUCCAUAUAAUUUAUAUAACUCUUUUAAUGUGUUCCUGUACGAUUUUUUGCAUAAUUUUCCUUUGAGCUUGCUGGCGACGACAUUCGCUGUUCUAAUUUUGUUCUUGUUAAAGAGGACAUUGACACAUUUAGAAGUGAAAACCAGACCGGUAUUCCUUGUCGUUUUCGCUCUACUUCACAUAGCUUUAUGCUUCUGCCUGAGCAUAGUCGAAUCUCUAGGUCAUCUGGACAAAGCAAGCUUGACCAUAUGCAAACCAGUGUUUGUCCUACUAGCCUGGGCGUUAGGUUUCAGCUACUUAUACCUUUAUAGAAUCAUUAAGAAUGUUCUGGCUAAGAAGAGCCAGAAUUUGUCUGAAAUGUGCACUCAAAAUAUAUCGUAUGCUAGUCAUAUUACUAUAGCAGUAGCUUUACUUUUCGUGCUACUGGGACUUGUUCAACUAUACGCUUUGUUCUUUAUUAAAAUUGACAGGUUUAGCAAGGAGAUUAAACACCACUGGAUAUUGUGGGGUUUCGAGUUGUCCGUAAGGUUUAUCGAAAUAUCUAUUAUAACGUUGUUAGCUAUUGUUGUAAGCUUAAAAAUGUCCCAAAGGGAAAAGCAAUCCGCAGGUGGUUUUCCCUUAUUCCCUUGUACUACCAGUGAUUCUAGUACAGAUAAUAUCUAUCCGAACAAUUGUAAUACGAAUCCAAACGCGUUGAACUACAGCAGGCAGGAAAUGGUAUUAGAUAAUAUACCUACUGAACCUGUAGAAAGGCCUAACCUCCUGAAAAACGCCUUCCAAAACGACUCUUUUGACAAGAAGUCAACGUUGGAAAGGUAUCAGAGCGAUAGCGAAAGAGGAAGUAACUUUGACAGAUUCGAAAGACCAAAAUGGGGCUCUGACAGGUUCGAUCCACGCCAAAAUGUCGAUGGUUCCAGCUUAACUAAUUUCAUACAACCAAACUCUGGAAAUUUCGAAAGAGGUGCUUACAAUUCGGUACAAAAUUCUCUCAGAAACGAACGGUCAUCAGCUAGAAAAGCUGCGUAUGACUCUGCUAAAUACUACACCAAACCCAAGUAUGACCUAGAAUAUAGUAACGAAGACUACCAGCAUGACAUGUUCGCUGGUAACAACACCGAGAGGAAUAUCUACAGCGAGCCUGUAGAUAACCCGAAUGGGCAUCAGUACGAAAGGACGAGACACGAAUUCGAACGGUCAGAUUUUGACAGACGUUCGAGGAACAGCUCAAACACCUCAGGUCGCAGGUCGACUGGCAGGGCCAGGAAAAACCAUCCCAGGCCUCAUUUGGGAGUCCAAACGCUGCCUAAUCAUGAGAGACACCCGGUUAACGACUCGAUGCUGGUUGACGAGCAAGGUUUUGUCAGGUUCAGGCACAUGCAGGAAGAAAUGGAGCGCGAUAAGCCUAAGAAAAUGAAGCGUCAGAUGAGUGACCAGAAUCACUAUAGUGAUGCGUAACUGUACGUUAGAGCUAAAGAAAAACGCACAGAUGGUGAGGUAUUUUUGUAAAACGUCAAGAUAGAGUACAGGGAUAUUAUAGUAGUAGCCAAUGCGAUUGAACGACUUUAUUGGAACAGAAAGGAUGUUACUUUCAUAAUCGAAUACUGCAUCGAUAUUAUAGAAAUAGUGUAGUUAUAUCUUAGAUAUUAAUGCCCAUUUUGAUGUUCUAAAUUUUGAUCGAUUUUUUUUCGCACCAAUCAUCCCUUUUCUAAUUAUACCAGACUAGCCUUAAUUUUAAAAUUUUACUGGCGUGUAUUAUGUAUUUUUAUACAUAUACACGAAGUUGUAUAGCUUCCCUAUGAAAUCGCCUUUCCAUCAGUUCAGUGAAAUAUGAACUCAUUUCACAUUAAGUACUUUCUUACCAAUCUACGAGAAACCCGUAUUAAAUUGAUUGGAAAAGUUUUCAUUUGGUAAGUUGUCGUUCAUAAUUUUGAUAUUAAAUUACUUCAUAUCUCUUUUCAACCAAACUUUUUUGAUAUUAAUGGUUCACUUGAUCGCAUUGGUAUACAAUUAGUAGAAUUAUCUUCUGAAAUGGGAGUAUUGUAUCUGUUUAGAUAUAAUUAGUCCUAUAAUAAAGCAGGCACAAGUCACUAAUAAGGGUUAUCGACAAAAUCAGCAGACAUGUCACACGAUAAGUAUUCUGUAAUCCGUCAUUUUUUUUCAUCGAAUACGAUAUUUUUCGACCGUGUAGCCUGAACGUCAGUAAUUAUUGAUAAGAUUACGUAGACGUUGUAUGCUAUUUUUCGGAUGAGUGUAUCUGCAAGAGCGAAUAUGCUUAGCACACAACAACUUCAGAAAUAGGAAUAGGAAAAAUGAACGGCUGCGGGAUUCGAACCCGCAACUCCUCCAUUCCAUGGAGCCGACCUAACCACUUGAACGUCGCCAGAUAAGGCACCAAGGAGAGAACAAGAAGCAGUGGCGAGGGAAGGAUUUAAUGUUUGUCUCUAACAGUCCUGGAAGUUGGUUGACAGCAGGGUUAUGUUUUAAUCAAAACGUUUAAAACAAGUGUCUUGAACACUGUUUAAAACAAUGAAGGUGUUUUAAACCAAUUUGUUUUAAACAGUUUAAAACAUGUUUUAAACACUGUUUAUUUGUCGUUUGUGAAUUAUUCAAGUUUUAAAAAUUUUUUUAAGUAUGAUUAAAAUUGAUUUUAUUUUGCAAAACGAAACUAAAAGGGCCAUAGGUUAAAACACAUAGGUACUCAAAAAGAUACUUUAUUUUUUAUUAAUUAAUCAAACAUGAAACUAGGGACCUAAUACUAGUGCAAAAAAAUGUUUCUUAACGAACGAGUGAACUUAAUAUUGAACUCUAAUACUAGUACACUACAAGUAGCAGAGUAAUCAUAUAAUAUGACUAUGUAUUCACUUGUAUAAUAACAUUAAAUAAGUUACUUAACAAAUUUCUAUAAAAGUACACAACCCAUCUUAUUUAACAAAAAAAUCCUUAAAACCAUAUUUUUAAAAUUUGAAAUCAUGGAAAAUGUACAUAGAAUACAUUUUUAGUUUUAACUACUUUUUACAGAACUCCAAGUAAAAAAAUGUAUCUUUUUCACAAUUCUCCAAGCUGCUCAACUUUGAGAAAAUAGGUUCGGUAGAAAUAUUUUGCUCUUUUAUUUUCGAGCCAGCAUUGGCAUCAGUCUCCUUAAAAUAUUUCCAUGCGAAAUCCUUUCUCCUCCAUGUCCUUGCCUUUCUUUUUUGCUGAUCUUUAAUGCACAAAAAACAAAACACACCACCACGCUAAACACCUUCCCCGACGUCCGCACGGUAGUUUCCCGACAUCCACUUUUAAAUUAGAGAUGUGCUCUGAUAGAGCUGGAUCAAAAAUAGUAAUAACACUUUCAAGGAACUUCAUUAACGUUGCUAGAUUAUAUAGGCAAUAGUUCUUUAAUUUUUUUUACCAAUUUAAACUUUUUUUCAGCUAAAUUUGAAUGUUUUAAACAAAAAAAACUUUUUUUUAACAUGUUCUUUUUCAACCCUGAUUGACAGCUGGUGCGGUAGACUAAUUGAUUUGGUCGGCUCCGCGGAAAGGCGGAUAUGCGGGUGCGCCCAUUUUCCCUUUCACUUAGGUUGUUGUUUACUAAACAUUCUCGCUGUUACCGUUACAGUUGUGAUACCGUGGUGUGUGCCCUCAAGACGGCGUGGUGCAACUAGAAAGCGAUUGGAAAUACAUGACCAAUCCGGUUUGUUUCGCUUUAACUCCGCCAAAUGGCAGCUUUAGAAGGAACAGUGGCGUGGGUAGGAUUGAAUCAGUCGAUCCUGAAGGUUGUUUGGCAGCUGAUGCUGUUGACUAAUUGGUCAGGUCGGUUUCAUGGAAUCGAGGAGAUGCAGGUUCAAAUCCCGCCGGAUCACAUUUUUCCUAUCUCUCAAAAUGUGUAAAUUACGUAGAAGUCUACUGACACUGACGGGAUCGUCAGUAAAUACUGAUGGAUUACAGGAAAUUCUGAUCGUAUGUCGUUCGCCUUCGAUAAUAAUUGACGACUCCAAUGCUAGGAGCGGUUGAGUUCAGUUUUUAACUGAUCUAAGUUAUCCACAUGUUCAUACAUAGUUUCAGUUUCGUCCAAUGGAAAAACACUUUAUCAUGAUAUGAUCAAGGCUGAACUCCAUGUCCGUGCCUUGUGCUUGGUUUUCCGUACAACUUCAUAACAUCGCCUGUACUUAAAUUUACGCAAGUACAUUAAUAAUGUAGGAGAAAAAAUAUCAUUUUCUGUGUGUUUGUUUCUUUAGCUCGUUGACCAUUUCUACGGAACGAGUCAAAAUUAUAUUUUGGCCUAAUGUUUGAAGCCUUUGUAGUGUAAGCAAAAAUAAGCCAAAAUUAGAAUUUUAAACCUAAAUGAUGACGGUUUACGAAAACGCUAAGCAUUGAUCAAUGUUCUGUUUUGACUUGUUUAAGAAGGUGAUAAAAGAUAUUUAAUACUCUUGCAUUUCAAUGUUGAAAUUGAAAUAUGGAAAAUAACACUAAUUGUUAGAAAUAGUAUAUCGUAAAUUAUAUUUAAAAGAAUAUACUUUAAACUUGUAGUGAAACACAUGUAUAUUGCAAAUUUUGUACAUAGAUAAUGUUAAGAACUAUAAUUUUAAUUUUUAUAAUGAUUUUAUACAUAAUUUAUACAAUACAGGGUGUCCAUUAAAACAAAAUGACGGCAGCUGAAUAGGUUAUAAAUUAUGAUCCUAGUUCAAAAAAAAGUUGAAAGAUAUGCAAAAACAAAACCCGAUGUAACAUUCUGUAGUACCCUGUAUAUAUAUUUUUAUUUAUAGAAAAUGACUGAAUUUGUGUAUUUAUUGUGGAAGUAAUUCGGGCAAAAUUACAAAAUUUAUUAACCGUCCUGAAUCAUGAAAGAAUAGUCUUUGGAACAGUUUACUCAACUGUAUCUUUUGUUGACUUCUUAAAUGGCAUGUUGUAUGUCUGGAAAAAUGUUGCAGUAAUUAGAGACUACCCUUAAAUAGUAAAUAGAUGUUAUUUACAACGUGUACAUUCAUACCUCAGUUAAAGCUAACCAUACACGCAACACUAGCAGGUCUUGUUCAUGAAUGCUGACUUGUGUAUGAUCGACUUGAACUGAGGUAAAAAUGGCACUAUAUAGUUCGAAUAUCAUGUUUGAUCUUUUCUUGUAAUGAUCACUGCCCUAAUGGUUUUUUUUAUAAUAUUCUAACUGGGAGAUUAUCACAACUUUUGAAUGAUCUUCACUAGUUUUAGCAAGACUUCUAGAGAACUGAAUAGCAUAAGACAAAUGUUUUAUCAACUAUUACUUUAUGUAUAAGGCUGUGUAGUGACGUGGUGAGUAUGAGUUACAAGCGAGAUUUUUGCCAGACAUACCUUUUAAUGUACAUGUUCUUUUUUGUAAAUAUGUAUUAAUAUUUGCCAAUCGUUGAACACUUGCCAUUUUAUAUUUACUGCGUUUUAUAGAGAUUACGGACUUUAUUUUUGUAUAUUUUUUACAGUAUUAUUCAUUUUUACAGUAUUUAUUACAUCGACUUGUGCAAGUACGUUUUUUUUUGUUUCGUUUUCUUACGCUUCAGAUAAAUUUCAACUCAACUGCUUAAUUUGACCAUAUCCAAAUCUAUUGUUUUUUACAUUCCCCGUUUUAUAUGGUGUUAAAUGUUUUUAUCAUAUUUGUUCCUGUGCAACGUACUUAUGAAACGGCUUUUUCAGAUUAUUGUUUUUUGCCAGUAUUUUCCCGAAAGCUCUAUUUGUGUAGUUUAGAAAAAUGACGUUUCAUUUUUGGAUGUCUCACAAAAGAUGUUGUUUUUAAUAUAUACGCAAGAAUAUAGCGAUUUUUAAAAACAUUUUAAUUGUAUAUAUGACAGUUUUCAAAUUUUUUAAAAGUCGCAAUGUUAGAGUUAAC